Molecule: messenger RNA, 1311 nt
Organism: Suillus subalutaceus
Lineage: Eukaryota; Fungi; Basidiomycota; Agaricomycetes; Boletales; Suillaceae
Product: PIF1-like helicase-domain-containing protein
Exons: 4
Coding region: 193-996 (267 amino acids)
Biological process (GO): telomere maintenance; DNA repair
Molecular function (GO): DNA helicase activity
Source: RefSeq, a predicted model, not a curated record
GCUUGAUUCGCGUUUUGCUGAGGACCAGACGCGUCGUUCGUUUAACGCACUUCCUAACUUUCUUGGACAAUCACUUAACUUCGCGCACGGCUUGUUUUCAGCGUCCUAAUCUUGUUCAGCAAGAUCUGACGACACUCCUACCAAUCUCCAGCCUUUGUCGUAGUUCCGAGUUCUCCGCACUGCACAAGUUUAAUGGCCAACAUGUCCAAUGGAGGCCAAUCAGCACUUUCUGGGUUGCGCACAGUCAAACGCGACUGGUCGCAAAGCAGUUCUCAAUGUGAAGACCGUAUUUCAUGGCCGGCCACCCAGCCCAGCCAAUCUCAGCCUUCAAAGGCACCUAAGGCUGAAAUUCAAUCACAACGUAUGAAAGAUAUCCAACUUGCGCUUGAUGCGCUCACAGGGAAGCAACCGCCUGGAGAGCGGCCAGAAAUGAGCACGAAACAGAUAGCGAACGGGACCAAACGACCCCUCCCAGCUGCUCCAAAUUCGCCGCCAGCAAAGAAACGUCAGCUUCCGCCCAGCUGGAAUGAGGACAUCCUAUCCUCCUCAUCCAACUUCAUGUCUUCGAGCAAAUUUUCUUUGCCAUCAGUAAAGUCUAAGUCAUUGACGGUCGCUGCCUCGUCAUCAAAGCCUAGCUCCAAGCUUGCUGGAGUGUUCCUUAGUCAGGAACAGACACAGAUCCUUCGUCUUGUGGAAAGCGGAAAUAGCGUGUUUUACACUGGUAGUGCUGGUACUGGAAAAUCGGUCUUACUCCGAGAAAUCAUUCGCAUAUUGCAAAAGAAAUACGUCAAAUCUCCCGAUGCUAUUGCCAUUACUGCAUCAACGGGCAUUGCGGCGUGUAACAUCGGUGGUGUCACGAUUCAUUCAUUUGCAGGCAUUGGCAUCGGAGAAGGCUCAGCGGAAGAGCUCAUCAACAGAGUCCGUAAGAACAAGAAAGCUGCUUCGAGGUGGUUACGGACAAAGGUCCUCAUUAUCGAUGAAGGUACGGUGGUUUAGCAAGUGCAGAUUUCCACAUCACAUGUAUCAUGCUAUUAGUUUCAAUGUUGGACGGAGAUCUCUUCGACAAACUUGCACAAAUUGGCAGUUUGAUACGGAAGUCCCCAGGACCCUUUGGAGGAAUUCAGGUUGUGGUCACUGGCGAUUUCUUCCAACUACCCCCCGUCGGGAAGGGUGCUAGUCAGGUCAAAUUUGCUUUUGAAGCUCAGCUCUGGAACCAGACCAUCAAGCGUACAUUCAAUCUGAACAAAGUUUUCAGGCAAAAGGAUCAGCGUAAGGAAGAGGAGAUCAGUAAAACUGCUUGUAUGCUGAACA